UUGGAUCCUGGGGAGGUCUGCUGGGAACAGGACUUCUAAAAGGCAAUAUGUCUGGAAGGCUGUGGUCCAAGGCCAUUUUUGCUGGCUAUAAGCAGGGUCUCCGGAACCAAAGGGAGCACACAGCUCUUCUUAAAAUUGAAGGUGUUUAUGCUCGAGAUGAAACUGAAUUUUACUUGGGCAAGAGAUGUGCUUAUGUGUACAAAGCAAAGUACAACACAGUGACUCCUGGUGGCAAACCAAACAAAACCAGAGUAAUCUGGGGGAAGGUAACUCGUGCCCAUGGAAAUAGUGGCAUGGUUCGUGCCAAAUUCCGAAACAACCUUCCUGCUAAGGCAAUUGGACACAGAAUCCGUGUGAUGCUGUACCCCUCAAGGAUUUAAACUAAAGGAUUUAAAUGAAAAGUAUAUAAUAAAUAAAAGUGGAUUUGUG
Molecule: messenger RNA, 429 nt
Organism: Cynocephalus volans (Philippine flying lemur)
Lineage: Eukaryota; Metazoa; Chordata; Mammalia; Dermoptera; Cynocephalidae
Product: large ribosomal subunit protein eL33-like
Exons: 1
Coding region: 48-380 (110 amino acids)
Biological process (GO): ribosomal large subunit biogenesis; cytoplasmic translation
Cellular component (GO): cytosolic large ribosomal subunit; ribosome
Molecular function (GO): structural constituent of ribosome
Source: RefSeq, a predicted model, not a curated record